GGCCCGCGCCGCCGCGCCCGUGUUCGCGGUGCAGACCUCGCCGUGGAGCUCCGUGAGCAUGAACAUGGAGACACCGUCCGAGCGGUCAACAAUUACGCGCAUUCCCUUCUUAAGCUACGGCGCUUCGAAGAAGCCAAGGCACUGUUGCGCAAAACGAUGCCCGUGGCGCGACGCGUUCUCGGCGAGAAUAACGAGACCACGCUCAGGAUGAGGACGAUUUACGCGGCGGCGCUCCACAGGGACGACGCUGCUACGCUCGACGAUCUCCGCGAGGCCGUGACGACGCUCGAGGACACCGAACGGACAGCGCGGCGCGUGCUCGGCGGCGCUCAUCCGGACACAGGGUGGAUUGAGAGGGCCCUACAAAACGCCCGAGCCAUGCUCCGCGCCCGUGAGACGCCGCCGGGGAGCGCAUAA
Molecule: messenger RNA, 417 nt
Organism: Pelagomonas calceolata
Lineage: Eukaryota; Pelagophyceae; Pelagomonadales; Pelagomonadaceae
Source: the annotation of a GenBank genome assembly